Molecule: messenger RNA, 906 nt
Organism: Opisthorchis viverrini
Lineage: Eukaryota; Metazoa; Platyhelminthes; Trematoda; Opisthorchiida; Opisthorchiidae
Exons: 7
Coding region: 1-906 (301 amino acids)
Biological process (GO): calcium ion import across plasma membrane
Cellular component (GO): membrane; voltage-gated calcium channel complex
Molecular function (GO): high voltage-gated calcium channel activity
Source: RefSeq, a predicted model, not a curated record
AUGCGAAAGAGUAACAGGAGAAUAUGGGAGAAAAGAGAGAAACGUCUCAUUCGAAAUCAUGCCAAGGACCGCCAGUCUGGUGAGAUGAAUCCCAAAAUUUUGGUAUGGGAACACGCGUCUAAAGACCAACAACCAAAGAAAGGACAAACAAUGGUGAAUGCUCUUCAAGGUGCAGUGUGCGCUAGCACAGUCAAGACUCGCACAUCAGGCAAAACGUGUCCGUCAUACUGGGUCUGGUGUGAGACCUCAAAGAAUCCACAACCUGUCGAGUCUGAGGAGGGCGUGAAUCAGUCGGGUGACGAGAGCGAGACGCAGGCGAAGGAUUCUGUUGGGUCCAGGAGAGCCUCUGAACCGUCUACAACGGGUAAAGUGAAACCGAUACCGGAUGCCUCCUCCUUCUUCAUAUUCAGUCCAACCAAUCCCUUUCGUGUGGCCUGCUUUGAAAUCUGCAAUCACAACUACUUCAACAACAUGGUCUUGGUGUGCAUUUUGGUGAGCAGUGCCAUGUUGGCUGCUGAGGAUCCGCUGGAUUCGGCUUCCGCUAGAAACCAAGUUACUGAAAACUCUUCGACAGCCCACGACCGGUUUCGCCCUUCUUGGGGCUCAUCAGGUAGGCGCAGUCUCCGAGUUUCCGUCAAACUUAUGAUCUACUUGAACCCAAAUUGCACUGUUUUCGAGAAAUACACUCAUUUGCAAAUCAAUUUGGUUUUCACGGGAGACUCAAUUGAAUCUCUUAUUCUGAACUACUUUGACUACUUCUUCACUUCUGUGUUCACCGUUGAAAUAACUUUGAAGAUUAUAACCUACGGCUUGGUUUUGCACAAGGGCGCCUUCUGCCGAAGUGCGAACAAUAUGCUAGAUUUUAUGGUGGUACUGACCUCAAUUAUUUCAUAUCCGAUUGAGUGA